AUGAAAAAAAAACAUACCCGUUCCUUGACUAUGUGUAGCCAUGUUGGUUUUGAAAGUUUACCUGAUCAGCUAGUCGAUAGAUCAAUUCAGCAAGGCUUCUGUUUUAAUAUUCUCUGUGUGGGGGAGACUGGAAUUGGAAAGUCAACACUGAUUAACACACUGUUUAACACUAAUUUUGAAGAACUUGAAUCCUCACAUUUUUGCCCAUGUGUUAGAUUUCGAGCUCAGACAUACGAACUCCAGGAAAUUAAUGUUCGCUUGAAACUGACCAUUGUAAAUACAGUGGGAUUUGGUGACCAAAUAAAUAAAGAAGAGAGCUACCAACCAAUAGUUGAUUACAUAGAUGAUCAAUUUGAGGCCUGUCUCCAAGAAGAAUUGAAGAUCAAGUGUACUCUUUUUAACUACCAUGAUUCUCGUAUCCAUGUGUGCCUCUACUUCAUUGCUCCAACAGGCCAUUCUCUAAGGACACUUGACCUCUUAACCAUGAAGAGCCUGGACAGAAAUGUGAACAUCAUACCAUUAAUUGCCAAGGCAGAUACAAUUUCUAAAAGUGAAUUACAGAAGCUUAAGAUGAAACUUAUGAGUAAAUUGGCCAUCAAUGGUGUUCAGAUUUAUCAGUUUCCAAGAGAUGACGACACUACUGCCAAGAUCAAUGGUGCAACGAAUGGACAUUUGCCAUUUGCUGUUGUAGGAAGUAUGGAUGAGAUACAAGUUGAAAAUAAGAUGGUCAAAGCUUGCCAGUAUCCUUGGGGUAUUGUACAAGUGGAAAAUGAAAAUCAUUGUGUGCGGGAAAUGCUUAUUUGUACAAACAUGGAGGAUCUGCAGGAGCAGACCCAUAUGAGGCACUGCGAGCUUUACAGGCAUUGCAAAUUGGAGGGAAUGGGGUUUGCAGAUGUGGGCCCAGAGAACAAGCCCCUGAGUCUUCAAGAGACUUAUGAAGCCAAGAGACAUGAGUUCUAUGGUGAAUGUCAGAGGAAGGAAGAAGAGAUGAAGCAAAUGUUUGUGCAGCGAGAAAAGGAGAAAGAAGCUAUUUUGAAAGAAGCUGAAAGAGAGCUUCAGGUCAAAUUUGAGCACCUUAAAAGAAUUCACCAGGAAGAGAGAAUGAAACUUGAAGAAAAGAGGAGAAUUUUGGAGGAAGAAUCAAUUGCUUUCUCUAAGAAGAAGGCUACCUGUGAUCUGUUCCAGAGCCAGUCAUUUCUGGCUUCAGGUAGCAGUAUUAAAAAGGACAAAGACAAAAAGAAGUAA
Messenger RNA from Phodopus roborovskii (desert hamster), 1245 nucleotides. Its product is annotated as septin-10-like. Gene Ontology annotation, cellular component: cell division site; septin ring; septin complex. NCBI's taxonomy places the organism in Eukaryota, Metazoa, Chordata, Mammalia, Rodentia, Cricetidae. Gene Ontology annotation, biological process: cytoskeleton-dependent cytokinesis. Gene Ontology annotation, molecular function: GTPase activity; GTP binding; molecular adaptor activity. The record is from RefSeq and is a predicted model, not a curated record.